AUAUGUUUACAAAAAUAAGCAUUCUCUGUCACCAACAAUAUUUAUUGUACUAUAUAGUAUGCCAUCAUGGCUGGCCAGAAAUUUGAAUAUGAUGAGUCAGGUAGCACAUUUUUCUAUUUUUUAAUAAGUGUUUUGGGGCUGAUCUUAGUCCCAUGCACAUUUUACUUCUUCCCUGCUGAUGCUGUAGAGGAUCCUGUAGCAAGCAAGACAAAGGGCAAGUGCAGAUGUUCAGAAUGUCUGAAGAAAGAAGAGCGCUUGAGAGACAAGCAGUCCAGCUGGAAGGGAACAAAGAAAGCUCUACAGCGUGUAGGAAUUAUUCUUGGCUGGGCAUUAAUGGCUGCACUCAUUUACAAAGUCCAGCAGUUUGAUUAUGAGUAUGCCAACUUUGAUCCUUAUGAUAUCUUGGGUGUCAGCAUGCAAGCAAGUUCUGCUGAGAUCAAGAAGGCUUACCGUAAGCAGUCACUUAUUUACCAUCCGGACAAAACUACAGGAGAUGAGAGGAAAUUCAUGAAGCUUAAUAAAGCUUACCAAGCCCUGACGGACCCCGUGGCGAGACGCAACUAUGAGCAGUACGGCAACCCUGAUGGUCCUGGUGCCAUGCAUUUCGGCAUCGCCCUCCCCUCCUGGAUAGUUGAGAAGGAGAACUCCCUCGUCGUCUUGGGCCUCUACGCCCUUGUCUUCAUGUUUGGCAUGCCCACCGUGGUCGCCAUCUGGUGGUACAGAAGCUCCAAAUUCUCUGCUGAUCAGGUUCUAUUGGACACGACACAGCUCUACUAUUACUUCUUCCACAAAACUCCUUCCAUGCCAUACAAGCGUGCGCUCAUGGUGCUCUCUGCAUCUUUUGAGUUUGAAAAAGGACACAAUUCAGCAAUCACUGAACGAGAGUCUGACAACUUCGAGGUACCUCCCUUGUUCAAGCAGCUGCCACACCUCGGCGAGAAGAACAAAGAGCGACCUCUCUGCUUCCCAUACUCAGUGAAGGCACGUGCCCUGUUGCACGCUCAUCUCUCGCGCAUACCCUUGAAUCCAAACACCCUCGACAUCGACCGACUGUAUUUACUUCACUGCUGCCCCACACUCAUACAGGAAAUGGUGACGUGCGUGGCUCAACUCAUAAUGCUCGCGCACGCAGGUCGCAUAUCCAGGCUGCCGACACUCGACACCAUCGAAUCCACCAUGAAACUGAGCCCUACCCUCGUACAGGGACUGUGGGACACCAAGAACCCUCUUCUCCAGCUACCUCAUUUCACGGAAUCCACCCUCAGGAGCUGCGUGGUGCGUGGCCGCACCUUGCGUUCAGUUCAGCAACUCGUGGCUCUACUACCCCAGGACCGCCGCCACGUCCUGAGGUCCUUUACUGCUGACGAACAAAACGACAUCGUGCAGGUCUGUAACACGUUCCCGCACGUCACGAUGACCGUAAAGUCCGAAGUCGUCGAUGACGACGACUCUGGGGUGUUCACGGCAGGUGCCAUCGUCACGAUCACAGUGCACCUCGUCCGCAAGAACAGCGGUGACGUUUUCAAUUUGACAAACGAAGAAGACGACGAGAAAGCCGCUGCCAGGAAACGCAAAGCUCAGGAAGAUGAAGAAAAGAGAAAAGAAGUUCAGGACUUGAGCCCAACUGCUGCCUUGGCGACCUUAGCUGUAAUUGAUAAGAAGAAAACCAAGUGGAAUAAAGACAUGAAGAAAAAGAGUGGUAAAGGAGGAGAGAAGGCGAAGGAAAAUCACCCCAAAGUUAAGGCCAACGGUAAAGCAGGAGGCUCGAAAAGAGAAGAAAGUGCUAAAGACAAUGCAAUGGAACCCAAAGAUCAUGUGAAGGAAUCUAAAGACCAUGUAAAGGAAUCCAAAGAUCAUGUGAAGGAAUCCAAAGACCAUGUAAAGGAAUCCAAAGAUCAUGCCAAGGAAUCCAAAGACAAACAUGACAAAAAAGAGUUUACAGAACGACGAGCUGAUGAGGCGGCUGAUGAGAGCGACGAAGACUACAGCAACUCUCACUCCGACGAGUCCGAGGCCGGCGACGCUGACACUGAGUCGCAUAGAGAAGAAAAGUCAAUGGAAGACGAGGACGCGGAGUGGGAACGUUUCCAGAAAGGCCUGACUAAGCGCGAGAAGGUGCUGGAGGGCAAGAGCAAAAUAUCUCAUUCGGUUCACUGCCCCUUCUUCCCUGACGACAAGCAGGAGUAUUGGUGGGUCUACGUCUGUGACCGCAAGAACAAGAAGCUCGUCACUGUGCCCUACCACCUCACAAAUCUGGUUGAAGAGGAAGAAGUCCAACUGAAGAUGACUGCGCCUCACCGUCAAGGCGUCUACACUUAUCAGGUUUGCGUGAAGUCUGACUCGUACCUUGGGCUGGAACUUCAGAAAGAUAUUCGCAUGGACGUGAAGGCGGCGCGCGAGGUGCCCACCCAGCAUCCUCAGUGGCAGGAGUGCUCGUCUGACGAUGACAGUCAGGACGACGGUGACGACAGCGACCGCGAGAAAGACGAUGGCGAGGAGAGCGAGUUCACCACCGACGAGGAGAUGUCUGACAAUGAGGGAGAGGAGACCGAGUCUCAGGAGGAUUAGAGCUCAUGAUGCGUUGGCGCCUAUGAGGGAGCGUUCGCUACCCUGCUGCUUGUUGGUCAUAGAAAGUUCUAUGUUCUGUCUCAAUCAAUGUUACAGUGAAGUUGUAGUUUUUUUUAUACUGGCAGAAGUUUUCAUUUUUGGAGGUGUGGAAAGUUCUAUAUUCUGUCGCAAUCGAUGUUGCCUGGGAUUGGUAUUGGUUUAAUGAUGGCAGAUGUUCCAUUUUUGGGGUAGUGGAAAAUUCUAUUGUAAAUCUCAAUUUAUAUGUUACUCGAAAAAUGUCAGAUUUAAUGUCAGCAGAAGUCUAAUUUUUUGGUUCAUGGAAUGUUUUAUAUUCUAUCGCAAUCAAUCUGUUAAAUGGGAAAGGUACGGUUUAAUGGCAGACGCUUACGUUGUGAGAGUUAAGAAAAAUUGUACUUUAACUGUGAAAAAGUUUUAACAAAAGUUGUUAAAUGGUGGAUUGUUUCUAU
This is a messenger RNA of Hyalella azteca, 3035 nucleotides long. RefSeq names its product translocation protein SEC63 homolog (gene Sec63). Gene Ontology annotation, molecular function: transmembrane protein transporter activity; RNA binding. Lineage: Eukaryota; Metazoa; Arthropoda; Malacostraca; Amphipoda; Hyalellidae. Gene Ontology annotation, cellular component: Sec62/Sec63 complex. Gene Ontology annotation, biological process: post-translational protein targeting to endoplasmic reticulum membrane; SRP-dependent cotranslational protein targeting to membrane. The record is from RefSeq and is a predicted model, not a curated record. Bases 67 to 2568 code for a protein of 833 amino acids. The transcript has 11 exons.